AUGGAACUAUCGCUUAGCGGUCGGUACCGAUGCUGGUGCGGCGACAACGUCGGAUACGCCGAGAACGGCCCCGGCGUCUGCGACAUGCCCUGCACCGGCAACACUGAUGAGGUAUGUGGUGGCCAGUAUGCCCUGUCCAUCUACUCGAACGACCCCAACUACCUUGGGUGCUGGAGCGAUCCGUACACGGCGGAAACACGGCUGUUCUCCACCCGGAUCGACGUAUCGGACGACAUGACUACUGCGGUCUGCGACGAUCUCUGCGCAAUUUAUCCGUUGUACGGGACGCAGUAUGGAACUGAGUGCUGGUGCGAUGACGGCACGUCCGAUUACGACCAGAACGGUCCGGCCGUCUGCGACUAUGAGUGCGCUGGAUCCACCGACGGCGAGUUCUGCGGCGGGUUUGACGCUAUUUCCAUACGCUCACACGACGCCAUUGUUAUUGGCAACAACUCCUCCUACGUCGGGUGCUUCUCCGACCCCGCCGACAACCGCAUUUUCGCCCUGGGGGCUUCUUCUGACGACAUGACCGCGGAGUGCUGGUGCGGCAACAACGCCGAGUACGAUGUCAACGGCGUCGGUGUCUGCGACAUGGCCUGCUCUGGCGACUCUAGGGAGGUGUGCGGAGGUUCCUACGCCAUGAGUGUCUACGAGAACGACAACGUCGAGGUGGACCCCUCCUACCGUGGGUGCUUCGCCGACACGGCGGACAACCGCGUUUUCCACCAGACGACGUCUGAUUUCGACUUGACCACAGAGCACUGCGGACUGCUUUGCAGCAUCGAAGGCUUCUCUUUCUACGGCCUGCAAUAUUCGAUUCAGUGCUGGUGCGGUGACCACAACACCGAGUACUCCGCCAACGGCGACGGCGUGUGCGACAUGCCCUGCGGGGGCGACGCCUACGACAUGUGCGGAGGGUUCUACAGCAUGGACAUCUACUCGAUCGACCCGUCGUACCUCGGGUGCUUCUCGGACCUCGCCGACAGCCGCAUUUUCGUGUGGGAGGCUUCCUCCAACGACAUGACUGCAGAGGCGAGUGAUUUGCCGACCAACAGCGUUGGGGUUGGGGGCUGUUUUACACCAGUUGGCUGCCCACCAACCCAUGCGCAAUUUCGGAUGCAAUAGCAAUACCUUGCCGCGGUGUUGCCAGUAAGGGGCGUGCAUGAUUGCUGCUUGCCAGAAAGUCGCGUGGUCAUAACACAGGCAUCACUAGAGCACUGCUAACCCGUCGUGGAACCGCCUCGCCACCACAACGCCCUUAACUUUCAUUUAACUCCGUUUCGACUAGCUCCUUUUCCCUCUUCCUUGAAUGAUCGACUUUUGUCACCGAACGACCAGACCUGCGCAACGCUCUGCGCCGACUCGGCCUUCUAUGGGACGCAGUACUCUCAAGAGGUACGACCUUGUGCAUUGGUGUCCCAACUGUUGUGAUUUCGCGGAUAUUGAUCGAUCGGAUAGUACCGUGCGCUGUAUGUGAGCUUCCAAAGACCACGGCCUCAGCUUUGCUUUGGGUCGAAUCGUCUUGCGACGGUUCACGAUGUCUUACCAUGUCGCUCCGUGAUAGAUCUCGACCAGCUACUUCAUAUGAUAGAGUUAGCCACACGUAUCCUAGUUUGGCUUCCCCAACUGCGAGUGACAUACCUGAGACGUUCGUGUCCGUCGCCGUUUGCUCUUUUAGACACCGGUGAUAUACGUACAACAAUGGUGAGAGGUGGAUGUGAUUUGGUGAGACAAACACCAUGAUAUUACGCGGGUUCGUCUGGUCUUCAAAGUAUCGGAAUCUUCCUUUGCGUGUUGUCUUCGAACGUUCGAACAGCACACACGAUGAGUGGUGCGCACGUUCCCACUCUGCGCUUUUGUCCCUUCGUUAGCCGUUACUUUUGCAUGUACACCCCCAAAAUACCACAGCGCAAUUCACGCACGCUAUGUGUACCAUGUCACACGCCCCUGCCCUCCUCCUGCUGACACCACCACACCCUGACGCUGCCACCUAAAACAGUGCUGGUGCAGUGACAACGCCGACUACGAUGCCAAUGGUUUCGGCGUCUGCGACAUGCCCUGCUUGGGCAACCCCGCCGAGAUUUGCGGUGGCUCGUACGCCAUGUCAGUUCAUCAAACUCUCUGACUGGUCUUCCGCAUGGUUGCUUCAUCAAGGCAACGCCUUCUCCUGGUCAAGGGCACACGACGAACGAAAGCUUUAGAAGAGGACGCACUCUCUUGAUGUGCUCUCGCGUGCCUUCUUUCAGGUACUGCUGACACAUCGGUCGACACCUCACCGGGAAGCGAUCAGGCUAAGCAUUAUAUCAAUCGGAAACGCAAGCAGAAUGACAGUAGAAUACUUUCGGAAAUACUCAACCCCGCAUUGUUACGUGGAGCUUAGCGGACACGCUUGCUUGGCGCCUGCCAUCCCUAGGGUGACAUUGAUGAGGUGCUCAACGUCCAGCAUGGUAUCCUAAGGGGGAUGUGUUUCCGUUUCACGUCCACAACGCGUGGUUUAGUAAACACUCCUUGAUGUAGCAUCACGGAGGUAAGCGCGAUGAGUAGGCGGACAACUGGUUGAGGUACAUGGUUUGAUACUGGAUAUGCAUACGUGCACGCAUUAUGUUGGUAUGAUCUAGUCUAUAUACAUAAUUCUGGGCAAGGGGUGUAGACGGCCUAGGGUACUAGAUAGACAACAGGCAAAGAGGCUAAGAAGACCACCCGGCAAAAGGGUGCAAGCAGAAGUACACUACCGUACGCUUUUCAAUAGCACUGGACGGCGCCCAUGUCACGGAUACACUGACUGAAAGUGUGCACGGGGGAAGGAGAGGGUGAAGAAGCCCAGAGAAAUCGGUUACACGAACCUCAGUCGUCGAGGGUCUGGAUCAAGAGCUUGGUUUCCUGAUAGGACUCGACUUGGGCGUGGGGCAGGUUUGUUUAGGGUGUUGACAAAACAAAAAGGCCUUUUUGUGGUUGGCGGGCCUCGGGACCUGAGAAAAGGUCCACAAGUUUUUUUCGGAAGUGGUGGGAAGGAGAGGACUGACUUCAGUAACCGGGUCCACGCAACAUUAUAGAGACUUGCCAUCUGAGACUGCUGCGUGCAGUACCAGAGGAAAUAGAACCCUCGGCUGCUGUUUGGAGGGAAGUGAGACACAGAAGUGACGGGGAACGAGACAGAGGGUCGAUAGAACAGGGGGGGGGAGUUGUCUGCGGCAAGCGUGCCCUGCCUGAUCGGUAUCUCUCCCCUCGGGGUUUUGAAAAGCAUGUCUAGCGUGCAGACACGGAACCAUUAGCUGCCUGUUGAUGAGUCUGUGUGGGACAGAUCUUUCGUUGGAAUUGUUAAUUCGGUAGAUUAGACGUCACGGGGAGAUCUAACCGCAAGUGAUCUACGGGGUCAUGGCAUUCAACCUGCUGCUGCCGCUACUGCGGCUAGAAGUUGUUCCCUGGUGUUGUGCGUGCACUGGAGUUGUCCAUGUUUGUCCAUGUUUGGGGAAACUCUGUACAUGGGAUAUCGCCUUGGCUUCCAAGCAAACAAGGACUCGAUUACACGGCGGGUCUUCAACACCGUGGGGACUACGUGGGUCACCACACAUAUCUCCACAAACCCCACACCAAAUGAAUAGCUGUGAAGGUCUCUGUCUCAGAAGCAAUCAGAAAUGGACUCUAUCCUUCUGCCAA
This is a messenger RNA of Ectocarpus sp. CCAP 1310/34, 3657 nucleotides long. The record is from the annotation of a GenBank genome assembly. NCBI's taxonomy places the organism in Eukaryota, Phaeophyceae, Ectocarpales, Ectocarpaceae.